Pseudozyma flocculosa PF-1 is the source of this 3393-nucleotide messenger RNA. RefSeq lists its product as uncharacterized. The record is from RefSeq and is a predicted model, not a curated record. The transcript has a single exon. Gene Ontology annotation, molecular function: GTPase activator activity. Lineage: Eukaryota; Fungi; Basidiomycota; Ustilaginomycetes; Ustilaginales; Ustilaginaceae. Gene Ontology annotation, cellular component: plasma membrane; cell division site; cytoplasm. Bases 1 to 3393 code for a protein of 1130 amino acids. Gene Ontology annotation, biological process: cytoskeleton organization; small GTPase-mediated signal transduction.
AUGAGCGCUCCCUCGGCGCUGACGGUCGUCUACCCGCCCUCGUUCCAGAACUCGUUCUGGUCCUAUCCCUCGUACCGGAGGGGAGCCCAGAGCCUCUAUGCCCGGCUCCAGGCGGGCAUAGACGAGGCCGACUCGAUCCUCGCCUUUGUCGCCCAUCGUGCCGAGCUCGAGUACAAGCACGCCGAGGCGCUGGCCACGCCGGCUCCCCAGCCCAGCUUUGCCGCGCCCCUGUUCAAGCAGGCUGGCGGGCUCCUGUCCGAAGUCAUUGGCUCGCCCGUGCUUGGCGGUGAACCCGGUGGUCCGCUCGGCGGAAGCGGCGGCGGCGUCGGCGGCGGCGGCUCGGCCCGUGGCUUCCUCUCCAACGAGACGGGCUCUUCGCACGUCUUCCGCCUGGUGCAGGCCGAGACGACGUCGGCCCAGGCCAACGCCCACGGCAAGAUUGCGCGCAACCUCGAGCGCCUCAUCCUGGACCCCUUCACAAAGUGGUCCGUCCACCACCGGGAGCGCGUCACCUCGAGCUGGGCCCACAUCGAUGCAGCCCUUGCCCGCUUCGAGAGGCAGAAGGCCGAGGUGGACAAGCUCAAGCAGAGCUACGAGAAGAAGUGUCGGCAGGCCGACGAGGCCGAGGACGACGCACGCUUCGCACCCAACGACGACAGCAGCCACGAGACGGCUCAGCCGCAGCGCUCCGUCUCGAGCAGCAGCGCCGCGUCGCUGCCAGAGCUGCCAGAGAAGGACGACGGAGACGCUGCCGCUGCCGCUGCCACUGCCGAGCCGGCCGAUCCGGAGCGCCUCAAGCGCAGGGAGACGCUGCGCAAGCAGUUCGGCUUCAACAACCGCGUCGUCUCGGGCAGCUCGCAGCCGCCAGCGGCAAAGGAGUUUGCUGGCGUCAAGCUGCCCACGCCGCCCAGCGAGACCGACGGCAGGACCGCGGCGUCCGAAGAAGACGCUCGCCCCGCUCCUGCCAUCUCGCCCUCAGCCUCGAGCGAGGCUGGAAACGGCUCGCUCGGCGCGGGUCUUAAGCGAUCCGGCACCAUCGGCGCCUACCUUCACUCGGCCGUCGAGAGGAUGCCGACGCCGCUCAAGGCGGCCGUGGGCGGUGUCGUGUCCAACGAGCCAAAGCACAUCCGGCUGCGCAGGGACGCCGACAAUGCCGAGCGCGUCUACGAGGAGGCGGUGCGCAACCUCGACCGCACCCGGUGCCAGGUCGAAGAGAUCCUCUACGAGCACUUUGGCCUCGCCCAGAAGUGGGAGGCCGACCGCAUCAAGGCUGUCAAGGCGGUCCUGGCGUCGUACAACACCGCCCUCUCGGGAGGCGUGCCGGCGCUCAACCAGUCCAUCGCGCGAUGCGUCCAGCUGCACGAGAGCCUCCAGCCGGAUCUCGAGCUCAGGGCCCUCAUCCGCGACGCCCGCACCGGCCCCUUCCAGCCGGCCAUCGAACGCUUCCAGCCCUACUACCACGACGAGAUCUCGCUCGGCCGCAGCGCCCCCGGCCAGGGCCAGGCCGCCGGCUGGAUGACCAAGAACGGAGGCUUCGGCCUCGACCUCGUCCUCGUCGAGAGGCUCGACUUCCUCGACAGGAUGGAGAGGGAGGGCGUCGAUGCCAUCGCCUCGUCGACGGGCAAGCUUGCCACGCUGCCGCCCGUCCUCGAGGCUCUGCUGGCCGCCCUGGAGCGGGCCUAUGCCGACGACCAGAGGUGGCCGAGCGCGCUUGCCGCCGCCGCUGCCAGCUCCAAAGCCACUGGAGUCGGGGCCGUGGGAGGAUCGGAGGCAGGCACCGACGGACUCGAUGAGAGCUCGGUCCUGCUCAUCCGGAGCCAGGAGAAGCGCAAGACGUGGGUCUACGAGGUGCCGCUAAACGUCACGCACCGGCUGCGCGAUGCCCUCAUCUCGCAGCUCUCGCCGUCGCAUGCCGACAUGAUCUACGGCAACCGCGACCGCGCCAACGCCCAGGGCCGAGACGAUGCCGGCGACGCGACGCCCGCGUCCGGCCUGAUCUCGGACAAGAUGCUCGACGCCUACGACCCGCCGGUGCUGGCCGCCUGCGUCAAGCUGUGGAUGCUCGAGCUCGAAAGGAGCCUGGUGCUCGACGAGCUGUGGGACCAGGUCGACGCCAUCUACCGCGCCGCCGCCGGCCAGGAGAGAGAGGCGCUCGAGGCGCUCGCCAGGCAGAAGGCCGCCGAACUGCAGCAGCAGCAGCAGCCGGACGGAGCCGCCGAAGCAGGAGCCGCAAAGGAUGCUGGAACGGCAGAAGCCCAAGACAAGGGUAAGGGCAAGGGCGCGGCUGCAAGCGGACCGCUCAAGGUGGAUCUGGCGACCGAGGAAAAGAUCCGCCGAGGCGUGCUCGAGGACCUGGGCGUCGUUCUUGGAAAGUUGCCCAAGCUCCACCUGGCCUGCCUCGACGCCAUCGCCAAGCACCUCCAUGGGCUCCUCAAGGACACCAAGACCGACGAGAGCGACCUCGUCUACCUCAACAAGGUCGGCCUCGCCCUCGGUCGCGCCUUUAUCCGACCGCGCGCCGAGACGCCCUACACCAUCUCUGCUCGUCACCCGACGCUGCUGGUCAUGGACCUCGUGCAGCACUACGAGGCCAUCUUCCCCGCGCUCCUCGAAAAGAAGCUCAGCGAGCAUCCGUCGGCCGCGGGCAACGGCAUCGCCGCUGCCAACGGAGAUGCGCCAGCCAACGGCAUCUCGAGCGCCGUGACAGGCGGACAGCGCAAGGUGCCGAUCCGGAAGCGAACCAAGCCCGUUGACCAGCGCAUCUCGCGUAGCUCCAUCGGCAGGGAUCUGCAGGAGGGUGCCAAGCGUCUGGCAGAGCAGUUUGGCGAGCGCGGCGGAGGGGCGGGAGCGGGCGCGGCUGCUGCUCCGAAGCCGCCGGUCAAGGACGAGACGCCGGCCGUCCCGACCAAGACGGAGCCGAUCGUCGAGGAGCCCCACGAGGCGUUCGCGACGCCGUCCGAGGAGAUCGAUGCCGCCGCCGUCGAGCCCGCGGUGCUGCCGCCCGCGGCGCCAGCCAUCGACACGUCAAACCUGGACGUGACGGCCGAGAAGCAGGCUGACGACGAGGCCGCCCCGACGCCGUUGGCCCAGCGCGUGUUCGCCUCCGGCGCGAGCAGCGACGACUCACCGACGUCUGCUGCUGCUGCGGCAACGCAGAGGCAAGAGGAGGAGGACGAAGACAGGCCACUGUCCAACGUGGCGCGCCUGUCGCGUCAGUUUGCCAGCGGCGGCAGCCUCAAGGGCUCGGGCGGAGGCAUCGUGCGCGGCCCUCGACCGGCCGGCGCCCGGAGCGCACGGCUGUCGGGCAACUUUUCCAACGGCAGCACCGGCAGUGGCGGGGCGAGCAAGCGCGAGAGCAUGGACCUGGCACCUGCCACGGGCGACGACAAGUGA